Messenger RNA from Triticum aestivum (bread wheat), 1576 nucleotides. RefSeq lists its product as uncharacterized. The record is from RefSeq and is a predicted model, not a curated record. Bases 1 to 855 code for a protein of 284 amino acids. The transcript has 3 exons. NCBI's taxonomy places the organism in Eukaryota, Viridiplantae, Streptophyta, Magnoliopsida, Poales, Poaceae.
AUGCACAUCGUGCGCUCUCACGAUCCACUUAACCAGCUGAUCGUUCUUGGUAUCAGAGCGGCCGUACUGCGCACCGCGGGUAGCAUUCCCGUGCCCCGUCCUGCCGGUGCCUUGAUCCCGGCACCCGGCAUCGGCGCCGCCGGACCCUCGUCCUCAGCACCCGGGCUGCCUUCCUCCAUCGCCCACCUCUUCCAUCGGAAGCUCGACCCUGACGCGGGUAAUUACUCGAAGUGGCGCCAGCUUUUUUAUGUCAUAUGUUGUCGGCAUAACGUGCAGCACCACCUCGACAUCGCGGCCAACCCACGUCACCAGAGCGCCGUCUGGCGCAACGACGAUCUGACGCUCGUGCUGUGGAUGUACGAGGUCAUCACCGAGGACCUCCAGGACGUCGUCAUGUCCCCCACGAGCACGGCGUACAACGUCUGGGUGCAGCUCCACGUGCUCUUCCGGGACAACGCCUCGGGUCGCGCCAUCAUCCUCGAAGCGGAGUUCCGCAACCUAGUGCAAGGCGACAUGUCCAUCGCCGAGUAUAGCCGCCGUCUGAAGGCGCGCUCAGCGAGGUCGGCGUCCUCAUCACCGACCAGGCGCUCACCCUCCAGCUCAUCCGCGGCCUCAGCCGCCGUUUCCAGGUCAUGGCGACCCUCCUGCCGAUGCAGAACCCCUUUCCUACCUUCGUCCAAGCCCGUUCGCGCCUGCUCAUGGAGGAGCUCUCCGCGAACGAACGCGCCCGGCUGGAUGGGCAAGGGUCUGGCGCGCCCACCGCUCUCGCCAUCGGCCCUGCUUCCGAUCGCGGCGCUGAUCGUGGCCCCGCUCCCGCCGGUGACAUGGGCAAGGGGCCCGUCUCAUCUCCAGUAGGCAACAACCGCUCUCGGGGGCGCCGACAUGGCCGCGGCCGCGGACGUGGCGCGCCAGCCUCUUCUGGCGCCGGAUCCUCCUCCGGGUCCCCCGCUCCUGCUGGGCGCGGCACUCCUCCGACAACUGCCGCCCGCCCCUGGCUGGGGUACUUUGCACCGUGGGACACUUCGUUUCCACCGCAGCCCCCGCAGCUCCGCGCGCCCUGGUCUGCGCCGAACACCGCCGGCGUCCUCGGGCCACGCCCUCCUCCACCACACCAGGCAUAGCACGCUGCCGGGCCAUCCGCUGCUGCCGGCGGCCCUUCCUGGGAGCAGUACCACCAGCUGAACGCCGCGCUCCGUAACCUGUCGCUGCAGCAGCAAGGCGGUGCCGCGCCCGAGUGGUUCCUCGAUACGGGCGCCACUUCCCACGUCGCUGGACCUCGUGACCCGGCGCAUCCUGAUGAGGUCCAAUAGUCACGGCGACCUAUACCCAUUCUUCAGCAACAUCGACGUCCAACAUGCACUCUCCAUCGACCACAACCUAUGGCACGUUUGCUUAGGCCAUCCUAGCAAUAAGUCUAUUUCCCUUUUAGCCAAAGAUUUCUUGCCAACUUGUAAUAAUGACACGCCCGUGACGAACAUUCUAUGUUCGGCCUGUCACUUAGGAAAGCAGCCUCGUCUGUCUUUUUCUUCUUCCACAUCUUGUACUACAGCACCUUUUCAAUUAUUACAUUGUGAUC